GCAUAGAAAAACUUCGUCCAUUUUCUUUCAAGCAUCCCAUGGCCUCCUGGCUCAGUGGCCGUGUGGCUUCUUUGGUGCGGGAGUUGGGUGCCGACGAGCUGACGGCGACCUUGGAGCAACGUGCCAGAGCCUUGAGCUCACCGCAUAGCGCAGCAUGGCUUCUAUCCCACUGGCUGGAGCAGUGCAGCAACUCAGAGGUCUAUGUGCUUCAAAUGAAAACAGGUUCAUGGCAUCUGAGCUUUAUGCAGGUGCUCCUACGGUCAAAUGCAUUUGAGUUGGCUUUGGAGUCUUGCGCCAAACAAUCCUCCUUACGCGAAGCCUUAACACCAGGCACCAAUGCUUCCUCCCAGCUGCUCGAGCACAGCCGUGCUUUGCGCCAGGCCUUGCACCAAAUGGCCGAACGGCUGUUGCUGCCUGGAGCUCUAGAAGUUUGGCCUUCUUUGUUUGAUGCACUUUUGACUGAUGCCACCCAUGCACCUUUGCCCUGGGAUGCUUGGGCCCGUCGACUCAUCACCGCCUUGAAGCGGCCGUGGCAGAGCGAAGCACUAGGACCUCAGCUUUCGCGUUGGGAUGGCAAAGCUGCUGAAGAGGCGAGCGCCAAUGGAUAUGAGGAGACCACCGCGUCUGCGGCGAGCACCAGUGCAGCUCUCAAAGGAGGUGCCAAGCUCUCAAAGCAGAGCAUCAGAGCCGAGAUGACGAGAAGGCGGCUGCCACAGCUCACCCUGGAGGCCAACCGUUUGCGGCGCCGCACCGAGCUCCUGUGCCAAAUCCUUGAAGCUUUGAGGGUAGUGGAUGAGCAGAACAAUGCUGGAUCCAAAGAGAUUCAGCAGCUCAUUUCUGAUGCGGGGUUGGCUUUGGAGUCCUUGGACAGUGGCUUAGAAGGCUCAGAGGCUGAGCAGAAGUCUUUGGGCCAAGCCUUGAGCGACUGCAGUGGCGAGUUGCAACGACAAAUGGCCGCGGUGAUGCUCACGCAGGAGGCCUUUGUCGAGCGCCGUGGCAAACUGCAAGAUGAACGUGCCAAGCUGCAGAAGCGCUUCGAGGAGCUGAAUGCAGAGAUAACCCAGCUCGACACAGAGGUGCGAAGAUGCAAUGGACAGGUGCAGCAGCUUCAAGCACAGUUCAGCCAAAAUACGAGUCACUACGAUGGCCUCUUGGGCGGCAGCUCCAAUGUCGCGAUGAAGCUUUGCGAGCGAAAAUCCAAGGCAGGUGCUUUCCGUGGCACAGCUGAAGCAGCACUGAGCCUGGCGAAAGCUGCCGAGGCACGUCGCCGGCCAGAUCUUCUGGCCCAGCAGCGGCGGCGCCAAGUGCAGCUGGGGCGACAGAUGUCCACCUACUUGCACCAGGAGCGCCUGCGUCUCAGUGCGAUUGCCGACUGCGCACAAGUGGAGGAAGGCUCAGCUUUGCCGGAUCUCACGGUGACAUCACAAGAGGCCUGGCGUGCUGCCCAAGCCUUAUUGCAGCGUGUGGAUGCUUUGGUGGGUCACGAGAAGAAGGAUGUUAGCGCAGAGGCCGCAGAGCCUGCGGUGAGUACUGUUGACGCAGAAGAUUUCUUCUCGAAAAUACCGGAGAAAGAUCGCACGUGUGCUGAUUGCAACUCACAGCACGCCGAGUGGGCUUCAGUGUCUUACGGGAUCUACUUGUGCGUGGAGUGUGCAGGGCAGCACCGGGGCUUCGGCGUUCACUUGAGUUUCGUCCGCUCCGUGGCCAUGGACCGCUGGACUCCAACACAGUUGCGCACGAUGGAAGUGGGUGGCACAGAACGCUUCCUGAAGUUCUUCUCCCACUAUCCUCGACUCAAGGGGCGCAACCGCUAUGCUUCCAAAGCCGCACGGUUCUACAAACGCCGCCUGGAUGCGGAGGUCUCUGGCCAGACGUUCCAGGAAGAUCCACCGGAAGAGGCCGAGGCCUCGCUGCCGGAGGAAACGGACCUGACUGUGGUGGAGACAGAUACGGAAGGGCCAGAUGCAACUUUGGAAACAGAGAGAGUACAGCUGGAGGCCACGUUCCUGGAACUUCAGGGCAAACUGCAGGCUGCCAUGAGUCGAAGCAAUUUCUAGGCACUAGCGGAGCUGUACAUAGAAGUCACCAAAAGCUGUAAUGGAGAAGGCUCAACCUGUGGUGACUGUGGUUGUGUCAUUCCUUGGCACUUUUCAACUUGACCAUCUCCUUUGCCGAACUGGUGCAACCCCGAAAGAGCCUGAGAACAGAAAAGAGCUUGCCCUGUGCGGCCAAAAGAGUGGCCAGGCACUGGGCCAGGCACUUGCUAAGUUGCGAGAAAUGGUCGUCGCUCUGAUUUUCAGCCACACUGACUUUGGAGCAUCAGGAUGUCACAA
Messenger RNA from Durusdinium trenchii, 2333 nucleotides. NCBI's taxonomy places the organism in Eukaryota, Dinophyceae, Suessiales, Symbiodiniaceae. The record is from the annotation of a GenBank genome assembly.